Protobothrops mucrosquamatus (brown spotted pit viper) is the source of this 3016-nucleotide messenger RNA. RefSeq names its product ATPase H+ transporting V0 subunit a2 (gene ATP6V0A2). The transcript is spliced from 20 exons. Gene Ontology annotation, cellular component: vacuolar proton-transporting V-type ATPase complex; plasma membrane; vacuolar proton-transporting V-type ATPase, V0 domain. The record is from RefSeq and is a predicted model, not a curated record. Gene Ontology annotation, molecular function: ATPase binding; proton-transporting ATPase activity, rotational mechanism. Gene Ontology annotation, biological process: proton transmembrane transport; vacuolar acidification. NCBI's taxonomy places the organism in Eukaryota, Metazoa, Chordata, Lepidosauria, Squamata, Viperidae. The coding region runs from base 1 to 2544 and encodes 847 amino acids.
AUGGGCUCCCUCUUCCGCAGCGAGGCCAUGUGCCUGGCGCAGCUCUUCCUGCAGGCCGGCUCGGCCUACGAGUGCCUCAGCGCCCUGGGCGAGCGCGGCCUGGCCCACUUCAGAGACCUCAACUCAAAUACAAGUUUGUUCCAGCGGAAAUAUGUGGGUGAAGUGAAGAAAUGUGAAGAAAUGGAAAGAAUAUUGGGAUACCUAGUGCAGGAAAUAAAGAAAGCAGACAUCCCCCUUCCGGAAGGAAAUAUCACUCCUUCUGCUCCUCCACUUAAACAGAUGUUGGAAAUCCAGGAACAACUACAGAAGCUGGAGGUGGAGUUGAGAGAGGUGACCAAAAACAAGGAGAAGUUGAGAAAAAACCUUUUGGAGUUGACAGAAUACACCCACCUGCUGAAGGUCACGCAGUCCUUCGCCCAAAGAGCUACUGGGCUCGAGUCCUGCGUACAGAGCAGUUACGAAGAAUUCCUGUCUUUCGAUCAUGAUCCUUUGGUUGAGUACAAUUGCAUGCACAGACUUGAGGCCAAACUUGGAUUUAUCUCCGGCUUAGUUCACCGAGCCAAAAUUGAAGCAUUUGAAAAAAUGCUGUGGCGGGUGUGCAGAGGAAAUACAAUUGUUUCUUACUCUGAAGUGGAAGAAUGCUUGGAAGAUCCUGAUUCCGGAGAGCUGACCAAGUGGUUUGUGUUCUUGAUAUCCUAUUGGGGUGAACAAAUUGGCCAAAAGAUUAAGAAAAUAUGCGACUGCUACCACUGUCACAUCUACCCGUAUCCCAACACUCCGGAGGAACGGCGGGCGGUGAUGGAAGGCCUCCAGGUUCGCAUCCAGGACCUUCACAUUGUGUUGCACAAAACCGAAGAUUAUUUACGACAAGUCUUGUGCAAAGCUUCUGAGUCCAUCUACACCUGGGAUGUUCAGGUGAAAAAGAUGAAAGCCAUUUAUCACGUGCUGAAUCUCUGCAGCUUUGACGUCACCAACAAAUGCCUCAUUGCUGAGGUCUGGUGCUCCCUGGCGGAUCUGCCCAACAUGCGUCGCGCCCUGGAUGAAGGAUCCAGAGAGAGCGGCGCUUCCGUCCCUUCCUUCAUGAACACCAUUCCGACAACAGAAACGCCUCCGACUUUGAUCCGGACCAACAAAUUCACCGCGGGAUUCCAGGACAUCGUCGAUGUGUACGGGAUUGGCAGCUACAGGGAAGUCAAUCCUGCUCUGUUCACCAUCGUCACCUUCCCCUUCUUGUUCGCCGUGAUGUUCGGAGACUGCGGACACGGCUUCCUGAUGUUCCUCUUUGCGCUCUUCAUGGUUUUGUUUGAAAAACACCCCAAACUGAUGAAAUCCCAAGACGAGAUCAUGAAGAUGGUUUUUCAAGGACGAUACAUCAUCCUGCUGAUGGGAUUGUUCUCCAUCUAUACCGGCCUGAUCUACAAUGACUGUUUCUCUAAAUCUUUGGUCAUCUUCAGCUCGGGAUGGCAUGUUUCACAAAUGCCUGGGAUGGACUGGAGCAAGGCAGACUCGACAAAUCCGUCUGUGACUCUGAAUCCAAAUGCGACUGGCGUCUUCACCGGUCCUUACCCUUUCGGCAUAGAUCCGAUGUGGAGCCUGGCGAGCAAUCGCCUCCCCUUCCUCAAUUCCUUCAAAAUGAAAAUGUCGAUCAUUAUUGGGAUGGUGCACAUGGUCUUCGGGAUUGCCCUGGGGGGCUUUAACUACGUGCAUUUCAGGAAGACGUACAAUAUUUACUUGGUGAUCAUUCCUCAACUUCUGUUCAUUCUGUCCAUUUUUGGAUACCUGGUGUUCAUGAUCGUCUUUAAAUGGCUGGCUUACGGCCCUGAAAAUUCCAGUUCUGCUCCCAGUAUCCUGCUUCAGUUUAUCGGCAUGUUUCUGUUCCACGAUAACAAGAAGCAAAUCUUUUUCUCCGGGCAGAUGAUCCUUCAGAAAUUCCUGAUAGUCCUGGCUGUACUUUCUGUUCUCGUUCUGUUUUUUGGAAAGCCGCUUUAUUUGUACUGGUUGAACAAUGGCAGACAAAGCUUUGGGUCCUACAGAAAAGGUUAUCGCUUGGUACGGAAGGAAAGCGAAGAAGAGAUUGCUCUCUUGGCAACUUGUGAGAUGGAAGAGGGAACCAGCCCUUUGAACAACAGGCAUAAGACCGAAGAGAAGGAAGAGUUUAGCCUUUCAGCGGUGUUCAUGGAGCAGGCCAUCCACAGCAUUGAAUAUUGUCUAGGAUGCAUCUCCAACACCGCUUCCUACCUGAGGCUCUGGGCACUCAGUUUAGCCCACGCCCAGUUAUCCGAAGUGCUUUGGGCAAUGGUCAUGAAACUGGGUCUUCACAUGGAUGCAGCCUACGGGAUCUUGCUCUUGGUCCCCCUUUCGGCCUUAUUCAUGAUCCUCACAGUAUUCAUUCUCCUGGUCAUGGAGGGCCUCUCCGCUUUCCUGCAUGCCGUACGGCUCCAUUGGGUGGAAUUUCAGAACAAAUUCUACACGGGCGAUGGAUACAAGUUCACCCCUUUUUCCUUUCAAGACAUUUCUUUACAUUUUGAUAGAUACAUCUCAUAGUCUGGCUGUUUUUGGCUGUAAAUAAUCAUGUACGCUGACGUCAUCCUUGUUCGACUCCCUGUAGCAAAGGCCCUCACUGAUUUUUGCCUUAAAAUGCAGCCAAAUAAUUUUAUAACGACCCUUAAUCGCCUCUGACUCGGACUUUGAAAACGUGGGACCCUUUGCAAGCAGGCCUUGUCUUCCUUCCGUAAGCACCUUUAGGUUAAUUUUGAAACUGACCUGAAAUAUUCAGUUGCUGCUUCUGAACAUGCUGUAGCCGUUUUCUAAGCAAAACCUUUCAAGGGUAGUUUUUUGCAUAGUUGUUUUGGAGAAAGACCCUUUGAAAGUUUUUUUUUAAGGGAGCAUUAAUCAGCCAUCAAGGCAUUUGGGAUCACUCCUCUGAUUAAUUCCUCUGAUCCUUGUCACGAAUAUUUCUGGAACUUGAUAACAGCCACUGGGAAUAAAACUCUAUUCUUCUGUAUUUUUUGGAAAA